AUGGCGAAGGCAGACCAGCGUUUCGGCCAGCGGGACGGUUCCGACCAGAACUUCGACUACAUGUUCAAACUGCUGAUCAUCGGAAACAGCAGCGUAGGGAAAACGUCCUUCCUGUUCCGCUAUGCCGACGACUCCUUCAGCAACUCUUUUGUCAGCACCGUCGGCAUCGACUUCAAAGUGAAGACGGUUUAUCGCAACGACAAGAGGAUCAAGCUGCAGAUCUGGGACACAGCGGGUCAGGAGCGUUACCGCACCAUCACCACGGCUUACUACCGCGGCGCCAUGGGCUUCAUCCUCAUGUACGACAUCACCAACGAGGAGUCCUUCAACGCCGUCCAGGACUGGGCCACUCAGAUUAAGACGUACUCGUGGGACAACGCUCAGGUGAUCAUGGUGGGAAACAAGUGCGACAUGGACGAGGAGCGAGUUGUACCUCCGGAGAAAGGAAAACACCUGGCCGACCAGCUAGGCUUUGAGUACUACGAGGCAAGCGCGAAGGAGAACAUCAACGUGCGGCAGGUCUUCGAGCGUCUGGUCGACAUCAUCUGCGUCAAGAUGUCGGAGCGCGUCGACGUGGAGGCGCCAGCGGCUCCCGGAGCCAAAACCACCAGACUGACCGACAAACCCGCCCAGCUACCUCAGAAGUGCUGCUGA
Stegastes partitus (bicolor damselfish) is the source of this 654-nucleotide messenger RNA. It is a transcript of the gene rab3b, whose product is annotated as RAB3B, member RAS oncogene family. NCBI's taxonomy places the organism in Eukaryota, Metazoa, Chordata, Actinopteri, Pomacentridae. The transcript is spliced from 4 exons. The record is from RefSeq and is a predicted model, not a curated record. Bases 1 to 654 code for a protein of 217 amino acids. Gene Ontology annotation, molecular function: GTP binding; GTPase activity.